GAGCUGUCAGCAGGGUUGUGCUGCUCUUUGACCGGGUUGUUGAUUGAUGAAUCGAGUUAAACACUUAGAUGACUUCAGGGCUGAAUGAGAAGGAACACACAGGCUCCUGAAACAGAAAAAGAAGAUGGAGACGGUGAAAGGCUGGAGGUCAGACUGGAGAUUUCCCACCGCUUUGCUCUGCAUCAAUGGAUUCUUCAGCACAGUUAAACCCGUGGAGCCUUUCCUCAUUCCAUUCAUGACAGGACCCGACAAGAACCUGACAACAGAGCAGGUGAAUAAUCAGAUCUUCCCGGUGUGGACGUACUCCUACCUGUCUGUGCUGGUGCCGGUUUUCCUGCUGACUGACUGGCUCCGUUACAAGCCGGUGGUGAUUUUCCAGUGCAUUAAUCUGCUCAUCACAACAUCAAUGCUGCUGUGGACAAACGGUGUGCCAGCAAUGCAGGCCAUGCAGUUCUUCUACGGAGUGGUGACAGCCAGCGAGGUGGCCUAUUUCGCAUACAUCUACAGUGUGAUAGAUGUGAAGAGAUUCCGAAAGGCCACCUCCUACAGCCGCAGCGUCCAGCUCCUGGGGUACACGGUGGGCUCGGUGCUGGGCCAGCUGCUCGUUAGCUUCGACCUCAUGUCAUACAAAAACAUGCUGGUACUAACUUUGGCGCUCAUCAGCGUCGCUCUGCUCGCUUGCUGCUUCCUGCCAAUGCCAAGGCAGAGCAUGUUCUUCCAUCGCAGACACACUGGACAAAACACUGCAACAGGGGACAUGAAAGGCGAUGACGACGGGAGUGGAGAUGCAAAACGGCAGACAAGGAGGUCAAACGGGUCCCUGGAGGAAAGGACGGGUGAAAAUGUGGCGGAGGAGGAAGAUGGAGGGAAGGUGCUGAAUGAAAAGGGCCGUAAGGCUGAGGAGAGCUGUGGCCAAGUCCUCAUCCAGCUGUGGAGGGACUUCUGCCACUGCUAUUCCUCCAGGCAGCUGCUUUACUGGUCUGUGUGGUGGGCAAUGGCCACCUGUGGCUAUAACCAGACUACCAACUAUGUGCAGGUGCUGUGGGAGCACGUGCAGCCCUCUCAGAACUACAGCAUCUACAACGGAGGAGUAGAAGCCGUUUCCGGUCUGAUGAGUGCAGCUACAGCCUAUGGCAUAGGCCACAUUGAGGUGAGAUGGGAGCAGUGGGGAGAGCUGGCACUAGGCGGGUUCUCUGGACUGGGGGCAGCAGCACUCUUCGCCAUGACCUUCAUUGGAAACAUCUGGGUCUGCUACACGGGCUAUGUUGUGUUCAAAUGCCUCUACAUGCUUUUAAUAACAAUAGCAAUGUACCAGAUUGCAGCCGAUCUGUCGAUGGAAAGAUAUGCACUGGUCUUUGGAGCGAACAACUUUGUGGCAUUAGCUCUACAGACAAUCAUCACUUCUGUGGUAGUUGAUAGCAGAGGACUGGGGCUGGCCAUCAUUCCUCAGGUGUGCUAUCGAAAGUCGAUAAGAAACACGUGCAGAGCGUUUAUACUGCCACUUAACGCUGAUACGCAUCUGUUUGCACUUCCACAGUUCACCAUUUACGCCAGCUACUUCUUGGUCAUCGCGGUCGUGUUUUCACUUCGGGGACUGUUCACCAUUAGGAGAGUAACGACAAGCAAAAGAGGAACCACACCUUCAGACAAAAGCGAACCUCCAGGAUUCGUGGAGCACAGACUGUGACAAUAAGGACCUUUGCAAAGCAAGCUGGGGUAAUGACCUGUAACUUUGCUUUUUUGGUCUCCAUUAAA
Betta splendens (Siamese fighting fish) is the source of this 1755-nucleotide messenger RNA. RefSeq names its product solute carrier family 19 member 3a (gene slc19a3a). Gene Ontology annotation, molecular function: vitamin transmembrane transporter activity. Lineage: Eukaryota; Metazoa; Chordata; Actinopteri; Anabantiformes; Osphronemidae. Gene Ontology annotation, cellular component: plasma membrane. Gene Ontology annotation, biological process: vitamin transport; transmembrane transport. The transcript is spliced from 6 exons. The record is from RefSeq and is a predicted model, not a curated record. Bases 125 to 1687 code for a protein of 520 amino acids.